Diuraphis noxia (Russian wheat aphid) is the source of this 735-nucleotide messenger RNA. RefSeq lists its product as uncharacterized. NCBI's taxonomy places the organism in Eukaryota, Metazoa, Arthropoda, Insecta, Hemiptera, Aphididae. The record is from RefSeq and is a predicted model, not a curated record.
AUGUAUAUCGAUAAAGACAAUUGUAAUUUCCUAGGAUUAGAUUUUGAAAACAUAUCUAACACUUCUUCAGGUUUAACAUCAAUUUGUUUAUGGAUAUUAAGCAAAGCUAACCCAUUUAAACGGGUUUCCCCCAUUGUUGUUCUCAAGUAUGUUUUUAUGCGUUUUAGCGUUGAGAAAGACCGCUCACUUGUCGAUGUUGUUACUGACGUCAGUGGAAGCAUGGAAAAUUUAAUGGACGAAACUCAAGAAAAAUUCAGUUCGUUAUUUGGAAAAGCAGAAAAACAAGUCGAAGAUGUAGAAAAGUCAGUAGAUGACAAAGUAAACGAUUUUACUUCAACUAUGCCAGAAAAACCUAAAAUACAAGAAGUUAUUCUUCUUACAGUUGAAGAAACUAGAAUAAUACCAAUAGACUUAAUCAAAUCGGAAAUUCCAACAAAUGAAAAUGAGGCCGUAGACGAAGAGGUAAAUAACAACUCAAAAGAAGAACAGACGGCAAUAAAAUCGGAAGAUCCUCUUAUCGAUGUAAACGAAAAACAAAACGAGGAAGAAGAUAAAGUUGAAGAAGAAAACUCUGUAGAUGAAAAUGUCGAAGAAGAAAAAGUUGAAGAAAAAGAAAAAUUUGAAGAAACUGAAGUAAAAGAGUAAAUAUCAAAGUACGUAAAUCAACUAAAGGAUGGCUCAAAACAAUGUUAAAUAUACAUUUUAUACAAAGAAGAAAAGCUAUUUGAAAGGUUU